AUGCCGCUGCGGCGGGGCCGGCUCGCCCUGCCGGACGCCGGAGAGCGGGCGCGGGCGCAGGUAGAGCCGUCGGCUGCCGCGACGGCGACGGCGACGGCGACGGCGGCGGGGCCCCGCCUGAGCCGCCGCUUCAGGACGCGGACAGCUCUGCGCCGCGGGGCCGAGCCGCGGCCCGGGCUGAGGGGCGGCGGGCGGCCGGGGGAGCCGGCGGCGCGGGCGGCGGGCCGCCAGGGGGUGCCGGCGCGGGCGCCGCUCCGUGCCCUCCGCCUCAGGCGGGGCCAUGGCAGGGGCGAGCGGGCGGAGGAGCCGCUGGCGGAGCUCAGCCACUACGUGGUGGCGCGGCCCAUCUACAGCGAGGCAGGCUUCCAGGAGGAGAACGAGCGGCGACCGCCGCUGCCGCCCACGCUCCGCGAGCGGGCGCAGGCGGCCUGCAGGUGUUCAAGAAAAAGGGCCUUUCAGAUUACCAGAUCCUUUCUGCCCAUCCUGGAGUGGCUGCCCAACUACCGCGUGAAAGAGUGGCUGAUCAGCGAUGUCAUCUCGGGGGUCAGCACCGGCCUCGUCGCCACCUUGCAAGGUUUGGCAUAUGCUUUGCUGGUUGCAGUUCCUGUUGGAUAUGGUCUCUAUUCUGCCUUUUUUCCCAUCCUGACAUACUUUUUCCUGGGAACAUCAAGGCACAUCUCAGUUGGUCCAUUCCCUGUAGUCAGUUUGAUGGUGGGAUCUGUUGUAUUGAGCAUGGCCCCUGAUGAUAAUUUUCUCAUAGAUGGCAGUAAUGCUACAGGGACUAAUGGUACUGGGACACUGAUAGACACUGAAUCCAGAGAUGCACAGAGAGUGCUGAUUGCUAGUACCCUCACAUUUCUGGUUGGAAUUUUACAGGUAGUAUUUGGAGUCCUUCAGAUUGGUUUCAUUGUGAGGUACCUUGCAGAUCCACUAGUUGGGGGAUUCACAACUGCAGCUGCUUUUCAAGUGCUUGUGUCACAAUUGAAAAUAGUCCUAAAUGUUUCAACUAAAAACUAUAAUGGUGUCCUUUCCAUAAUAUAUACUCUUAUUGAAACAUUUGAAAAAAUUGGUACCACCAACAUUGCAGAUCUUAUUGCUGGACUCCUCACCAUUUUUGUCUGCAUGGUAGUUAAAGAAAUAAACGAUCGGUUCAAACACAAGAUACCUAUACCUAUACCAAUAGAAGUUAUUGUGACAAUAGUAGCCACUGGCAUUUCAUAUGCUGCCGACUUGGAAAAAAAAUACAAUGCAGGCAUUGUUAAGAGCAUUCCAAGAGGAUUUUUGCCUCCCGAACCUCCAGAUGUCAGCCUGUUUUCCCAGAUGAUAGCAGCCUCCUUUUCCAUUGCUAUUGUUGCUUAUGCUAUUGCCGUAUCUGUGGGGAAAGUAUAUGCAACCAAGUAUGACUAUGCAAUUGAUGGAAACCAGGAGUUUAUUGCCUUUGGGUUCAGCAACAUUUUUUCAGGUGCCUUUUCUUGUUUUGUUGCAACUACUGCUCUUUCACGGACCGCAGUCCAAGAAAGUACUGGUGGAAAGACUCAGGUUGCUGGUAUAAUCUCAGCUGGGAUUGUUUUGAUUUCCAUUGUUGCCCUGGGGAAAUUGCUAGAGCCCUUACAAAAGUCUGUGUUGGCAGCUGUAGUCAUAGCUAACUUGAAAGGGAUGUUCAUGCAAGUGUUUGAUGUUCCCCGUCUGUGGAGACAGAAUAAAGUGGAUGCUAUGAUCUGGGUUUUUACAUGUGUAGCAUCCAUCAUUCUGGGACUUGAUUUGGGAUUACUUGCUGGCCUUUUGUUUGGAUUGCUGACAGUUGUGCUGAGAGUUCAGUUUCCUUCAUGGGGUGGCUUUGGAAACAUUCCUGGCACAGACAUCUACAAGAAGGUCAAGGACUACAAAAAUGUUAUAGAACCAGAAGGUGUGAAGAUUCUCAAGUUUUCAAGUCCAAUUUUUUAUGCUAACAUUGAUGGACUGAAAAGCAGCCUCAAAUCCACAGUGGGAUUUGAUGCAGUCAAGGUAUAUAAUAAGAGACUCAAAGCACUGAGGAAGAUACAAAAGCUAAUCAAGAAGGGGAAAUUAAAAGCUACUAAGAAUGGCAUCAUCAGUGAGCCCGGUAUUAAUAAUGAAGCUUUUGAGACUGAUGAGGAACCUGAAGAUAAUGAAGAUCUUCAAGUUCCCACCAAAGAAGUAGAGAUCCAGGUGGACUGGAAUUCAGAACUCCCAGUCAAAGUAAACAUCCCCAAGGUGCCCAUCCACAGUCUCAUUCUUGAUUUUGGAGCAGUAACCUUCUUGGAUAUUGUAGCUGUGAGAUCAAUAAAAACGAUAAUUAGAGAGUUUGAGAGAAUUGAUGUGAGAGUAUACUUUGCUUCAUAUCAAGACAACCUUAUAUCUCAACUGGAACGGAGUGCCUUCUUUGAUGAUAUUGUCAGAAAAGACAUAUUCUUCUUGACUGUCCAUGAUGCUGUGCUCUACAUAAGGAAUCGAAUGACAUACAGUGACAGCCAGGAUCCGAUCUUUGAGAAGAUUUCACUCAUGCAGGAGUCUAAAGAACCCACAGAAUUCACAGAAACAAGCUGUCCUGAUGAUGAACUUGAUGUUCAGGAAGAGGCUAUGCGCAGACUUGCUUCAUGAAGACGGACUGCUGGUACUGUCUUACCUGUGAACUCAGCAAUAUUUAUGCACCAGUACUAUAUAAGCAUUUUCUGCAAUGAAACGAAUCUUUGCACUUGAAGAAAG
Messenger RNA from Gymnogyps californianus (California condor), 2724 nucleotides. RefSeq names its product solute carrier family 26 member 4 (gene SLC26A4). The transcript is spliced from 20 exons. The record is from RefSeq and is a predicted model, not a curated record. Gene Ontology annotation, molecular function: bicarbonate transmembrane transporter activity; chloride transmembrane transporter activity; oxalate transmembrane transporter activity. Gene Ontology annotation, biological process: transmembrane transport. The coding region runs from base 1 to 2619 and encodes 872 amino acids. Lineage: Eukaryota; Metazoa; Chordata; Aves; Accipitriformes; Cathartidae. Gene Ontology annotation, cellular component: membrane.